Messenger RNA from Entrophospora candida, 545 nucleotides. Lineage: Eukaryota; Fungi; Glomeromycota; Glomeromycetes; Entrophosporales; Entrophosporaceae. The record is from the annotation of a GenBank genome assembly.
UUUUAGUUGUUGAUUUAGUAUUAGGGUGUUGUCUUGGUGGUUUAAAGGGUACAAUAUUUGGAGCUAUAAUAGGUGAAAUUUUAACUGGGUUUAAUUUCUAUGUUUUAUUUUAUUCGUUACAAGAGGAGGUCAACCCAAUUUCGCUUUUACUUUUCUGGGCAGAUUUAUGGGCUACAUCAUUUGUUAUUUAUCCUACCAUUGAACGAUACAUCAAAAGAGGAGGAUUUGUAGAGCGAAAAGUAGAAUUUAAUACUCGUAAUCAUUCAUUGUGGAACCCUGAAACAUUUUCAGGUCAUUUGAGCGAUGAAAGUGGACAAUUGUCUAAAUUUAAGAAAAAAUUUGGUGAAGAAAUUUACGAUUUAGAUUUUGUUCAAUCCGAAGGAGCGUUAUCAGAGAUUACUAAUUUUGAGGAAUUUUUUGGUCUGAUUAUUCCUAAUGCUAAUGAUUACAUAGUAGCAAAUAUCGAUUUUGUUAAAAUACAGAAAAAAUUGAGAGAUUUUGUUUUACAUUUCAUGUGGCCAAUCAUAACAAAAGUCACAUGUUAA